Messenger RNA from Effrenium voratum, 1608 nucleotides. NCBI's taxonomy places the organism in Eukaryota, Dinophyceae, Suessiales, Symbiodiniaceae. The record is from the annotation of a GenBank genome assembly.
AUGUCGCUGAGAACUUUCAGAAACGGUAUCGCUGGCUGCGUUGACGAGAACUCCAUUGUUGGCUUUGCCGUGGAGCCUGGAGAGCGCAAGGAGCGGUCAGGUUUGCCAUCUUUAGCUUCUUCUUUAGACACUCUUCUGGAACUGCGGGCUGGGGCAAAGGGAUCGGAAUAUCCGAGGCCAGAUGACGACCAAUCCUCUGCCGAUGCUUCGGCCUGUGGUGAGGAAGAGGACGAGUCCGUGGUGUCACCUGGGCAAGCCCUUCUUGCCAAGCUGAAGGCGGAGGUACAGGUCACCUUGGAAGAAAAAUUGUUUCCGAAAGUCGACGAAAAAUAUCGCUGCCCAUUGUGUCCUUUUCGGGCCUUUGCAAAACUGACUAGAGUUUCGCAGCACAUUGCCAAGUACCACACGGUGAAGGUGCAGUUCUGCCCUAGCGGCACGAAGCAAGUCAAGUUAUUGUUGGCGCUAUAUGACGAAGAUUGCAUGCGUGGGAAGGAUGGCCAAAACUAUCUCCAGCGCAGUUCUGACACUCUGCGGCAAACUGUUGCGCCGUCCCUUCUGUCAUCCCGAACAGAUAUUGACAAAUUCAUUCGCAUCGUCUUCACGGCGGCCGGCCCUGUCUAUCGAAACUUGGACGCCUUGACCGACGGUGAGCCUUUGCGCCGUGUCAGGAAUAUUUACUACACACGCUGCUUCGCGCACUUGGUCGUUCGUGAGAUGCUCUUGUGCAACGCAAAGGCAACCUGGCUAAAAGCCAUGAUUCCACGAGUUACGCAGGAAGCGGUCGCCAGGAAUUGUCUGACCACUAGCCUGCUUCCUUCCAACGUGAAGGACUGGUGGCCGAUCGUGGAAGAUAUCUUCACUUCCCCUAGGCUGAGCGAUCGCAAAGAUUCCUUGCUGCAAGAAGCAGUGCAACAUGAAGAGUUCGUGGCGAUCUCAAUCGAUGCCACAAUGCGAUGCUCACAGGUUUUGACUGUCCGCGGCAGAACCAAUGCAGUUCUACUGCUUCACGCCGUGCCCAGCGAAGCUGCUGAGGUUAUUGUCACUGCGCUGGCAGAGCUGCCAGCCCAUGCUCUGGCGCAAAUUCAGUUCAUUGCGAGCGACAGCCCUUCAAGUGCACUGGCCCGGCAGCUGCGACGAGUCUGCCCCAACCUUGUGAUGCUCAGCCUAGAUCCCGUGCACUUGGCCUUUGCAUGGGAGUACUCAACUUGGAAAAAACGCACACCUGGCAGCAAAGCGCUCCGAGCAGUCCUCAGCAAGCUCAGUGUGCGGGAUCCACAGGCAACAGCUGAGCAUUGGGGCUGCGUGUAUGAAGGUACGGCGCCACCCGAGCUGACACCCAGAGAGCAGGCUCAACGUGACCGCAUCAAGGACGGCGGCAUGCCACUGCGGGCAGCCAAGCAAACCCUUCACACUAUGGAUUACAGUGUGCCUUUUUAUGACAGGAUGGAAAUUGUCAAGGCAUUCGCAGCUCUUUCGGCACUCUAUCCAGAGGAGGUGGCAAAGGCUGCCCUCGGUGCGAAUGCCGGCAGCCAGGCAGAUGAUGGAGUGCUCUCAGGGCUGGUGAACCUCGCGGUGCUGAAGGCCUUGGAGCUUCGAGGCGGGGCUUGA